AUGACUAGCAAACAGGUUUUGUUUCUUGGAUUUGAUGCCCGUUACACCUAUUCUCCUUCUAUGAAAUUUUUUGCAUUUUCAAAUAUCAUUGGAUGUGCCACAUCUGUUGUUUCUCUAUUUCUUGUUUUAAUGAGUUGUCAAAAACCUCGCGAUUCCAACAAGUAUUUUUACUUGUUCCUGAAUGAUUUGAUUACGUUAGGAGGACUGGUGGCUGGAAGUGCAGCAGCAACAGCAAUAGGAUAUGUGGGUAAAUAUGGGCAGAAGCAUUCUGGCUGGGAGCCAAUCUGUGUCUUUGUUACUAAGUUCUGUCACAAAGUUACUGUCAGUUUGACAUUAUCUUACAUUGCCAUUAUUAUCUGCCUUUGCCUCACUAUAAUCUCGGCACACCAAUCAAGACAGAUUAAAGCUUAA
Molecule: messenger RNA, 411 nt
Organism: Nicotiana attenuata
Lineage: Eukaryota; Viridiplantae; Streptophyta; Magnoliopsida; Solanales; Solanaceae
Product: CASP-like protein 1F1
Exons: 3
Coding region: 1-411 (136 amino acids)
Source: RefSeq, a predicted model, not a curated record